UUAAACAAAAAUAAUAAUAAGAAUGAACACGCAUGUAAAGUUAUCUCUGUUCAAGAUUAUUUUAGAUUUUGUCUGAAAUAUUUCCUGUCACGUGACAAUUCUGUCAGCUGUGCGGGAAAAAAGGGCAAAGAUGGCGAUAUUCAGUGUGUAUGCUGUAAAUAAGUCUGGGGGGUUCAUUUACCAGUAUGACAAUUAUGUACACAGAGCAGAAGCAGAGAAAACAUUCAGAUAUCCUUUAGAUUGUGUGUUAAAGAUCCACGAUGAGAAAGUUGUUGUAUCAUUUGGUCAACGCGAUGGAAUCCGAGUGGGCAAUGCUUUACUGUCCAUCAAUGGAUUGGACGUCAACGGUAAAUUCACGGCGGAUGGGAAGGAGAUCAUCGAAUACUUGAAAGACUCAACAAACUAUCCGUUGUCCAUACUGUUCGGAAGGGCUCGCUUGAGCUCCAAUGAAAAACUUAUGCCUGCUUCAAUGUUUCAUUCGUUGUUUGCUAUUGGUUCACAGCUGUCCCCUGAAGUUGGCAGUACAGGAAUUGAGAUGCUGGAGACAGAUAUGUUCAAACGGCACUGCUUUCAGACACUCACUGGUAUAAAGUUAAUUGUGCUGACAGACCCCCGGCAGUCUGGCAUUGAUGAACUCCUGAGGAAGAUUUACGAGAUCUAUUCAGACUUCGCCCUCAAGAACCCCUUCUACUCUUUGGCGAUGCCUAUCAGGUCACCAGGCUGCUAGUGAUGGCGCACAACUGUCACCAACGUUACGCGCCCCUGCUCUUCAUCACUUCCCUGAUUACCUUCCCUAUAUAUAUCGUUACAGUUAUAGGGAAAAGUCCUAAAAGAAACUGACAUUAAAUGCGGAGAAUGACACAUUUGCAUCUGUUGGCCAUCAAGUAGCCUAUUAAUUAAAAAUAUACUAUGUAUUGGUGCAUCAAAAUAAAUUAAGUUGCCAAUAUUAUGUUUAAAUGUUGUUUUUUUGUUUGCCCGCGUUACCGACCAUUGCUAGGUAAAGUGGGACAGUCUUAUAGGCUUUUCCAAUGGAGGAAAGAGAUCCAGUUUACAUUAGGGACCCUAUACGUAGGGUAGGCAGGGCUCUGGUUUUUGUUGUACUGUUAUCCUGGUUAAUUUAGAUAUUUUCUAGAGUACAAUGGCACCAAACAGAACUAAUAGUAGGGUGAUGUCUUAUUUUUUUUGAAUUUGCGUCUUCUUUAACCUCUUUCGACAUCUAUCCAACAUAUUAGCCCAACACAUGAUACAUUUCUGAAAUCUUCAAGAUCAUAACAUAACAACAAAGUGUGAAUUGAAUUAUCAUUGGGGUACAAUUAGGACUAUAAAAAUGGUGUCCCAGUUUAUCUAACCUGUGGUCCUAAUUUAAUGAACUCACACUGAAAAUAGGGUUUUGGUUCAGUGUACACACAUGAGUGUGUUAUACCCCCUGUGAAUAUGAUAUCAACAUUUGCCCUGUUUGUGUGAUUUAGGAAAUAUCUUGAGUAUUUCCCGAAAUGUAGCUAUUAUGUGUUGGGCUAAUAUGUUGGAUAGAUGUCGAAAGAGGCUACAGAUGACAGAAAUGCAAAAAAAGUGUUCCACUUUUUCUGAAUUCACCCUGUUUAUGACCCAUACAAUAAGUAAGGGUUAAUUAACGAGGGGCUAUGCAUUCUAUUGAAAAUAAUGAAUGGCAGAGAAGGUGUUCCACGACGUGCUAGCGGAAAUCUCCCAUAGGAUAACAUUGGUUUACAGGUUAUGCUCUAACUCUGCUCACGUGCAUGCGAUUUGCAAAAUUCCUUUUGCCAUGUGUUCAGGGCCACUGGUACCUCUCCAGAUAUUGAUAUGAUGAGAGUACGCGGUCCCCUCCAUAUCCUAAAAAGGAAGUAUGAACCUGCAAUAUAUCAUAUGGCCAAUGCCAUUGUACCAUUUUGCAAUUGGACAGCCAUCAAGUCAGCCAUUUAAAGGGCCAAAUCAUCAUAAACAGUCAAAGGACAGCACAAUUAAAUUUUAUUUGUACUGUACAGUAUCCAAGUAGUGGACUUUUUGAGUUUCAGCACUUUAACUACGUGUCCAAUUUGUGAUGAUGAUUGCCUGUUGUAAUAUAUUUUAAAUGGACAGUGUACAUUAGACAUAUGAUACAGAUGAUGCAAUCUCGAUUGCACUCCACACUGCCCUUUCCCACCUGGA
Molecule: messenger RNA, 2163 nt
Organism: Oncorhynchus tshawytscha (Chinook salmon)
Lineage: Eukaryota; Metazoa; Chordata; Actinopteri; Salmoniformes; Salmonidae
Product: trafficking protein particle complex subunit 4
Exons: 5
Coding region: 131-727 (198 amino acids)
Biological process (GO): endoplasmic reticulum to Golgi vesicle-mediated transport
Cellular component (GO): TRAPP complex
Source: RefSeq, a predicted model, not a curated record